AUGUGGACAAUGAAAAAACUACAAACAGUUUUAUAAAUCAAUACAACUAUCUUUGUGUUACAAUAUUAUAUUUCACUUAAAUAUUUUUUAGAUUAUAAUAAUUAAAUUCUUAAGUGUAGCAAUGUUAGUAAUUCGUUGUUUUUUAUUAAUAUUUUUAACCUUUUUAUGUAUAGAAGAUCUUGUUUUGUCUUUAACAACCACGGAUAAAAUAAUUUCCUAUGGAUAUCCUAUAGAAGUUUAUCAACUCCAAACAGAAGACGGAGCUUUACUCGGUAUGGAAAGAAUACCCCACGGAAAACGAUUUAAUGGAACUAUUGGAAAGCCAGUAAUUCUCAUGUGCCCUUUACUUAGUAGUUCAAUUCCCUAUGUAAUCACUAACAUCUCAAUGGCAUUCAGUUUAGCUGAUGCUGGAUUUGAUGUAUGGCUCUCUAAUUAUAGAGCUAUGGGCAUAUCUAAUAAAAUGCGUCAUCUAUCUCAGAUGAACUGGAACUACAGUAUUCAUGAACUUGGCAUUUACGAUUUUCCAGCUACUGUUGAUUUUGUCUUAAAACAUACAAACUUUUCGAAGGUAGACGUUGUGGGAGUUUCUAUGGGAGCAGGAAUAACACUUAUAGGUUUAUCAGAAAGACCCGAAUACAACGCUAAAAUUCGAAAAAUUUUAAUGAUAGCACCAGCUGCAAGAAAUGGACACAUGUUAAGUAUAAAGCCAUAUCGAAGAUUGAUAAUUAAUUAUCCUGUAAUACAAUAUCUAAAGAGGUACAAAUAUAUUAUUUUCGCUCAAGAUACAGAUAAUUAUUUUUUAGGAAAGUUAUGUAAAAAUCCUUUUUUUCGCUAUAGUUGUGUAGCUAUUAUGAAUUUUUAUCAAGGAAUUAAUGUGUCUUUAGAUUAUAAUGUUAUUGCCGAUUUUGUGAGAACUUAUCCCCAACCAGUUUCUUCAAAAUAUGUUGUUCACGUGUUUCAAUCAGUGAUAUCAGGUCGAUUUCAAAAAUACGAUUAUGGGCCAUAUGGUAAUUUAAAACAUUACAAUUCUUCAAUUGUUCCCGAAUAUAAUAUUACAAAAGUAACUGCACCUUCAAUUAUUAUCUACUCAAAGGAUGAUAUCGUCACAUCGCCUUCAGAUAUAAAAUGGUUGCUUAAUAACUUACCCAACAUGAAGGACUCUUAUUUUAUUCAAAUGGAACCAUUCAGUCAUCAAGGUCUCAUAGUUGGUAAAAGAGCUCACAUUGUUGUUUAUCCUUAUAUGAUUAAAAAGUUAUUAGAAGAAGAUUAGAAAAUAAUAAUUUUAUUAAUGUACAAAUACUAUUAAAAUACUCAGAACAUUAAUUAUGUUAAAAAAUAAAUAAAGCAUUUUUAAGUA
Molecule: messenger RNA, 1357 nt
Organism: Daktulosphaira vitifoliae (grape phylloxera)
Lineage: Eukaryota; Metazoa; Arthropoda; Insecta; Hemiptera; Phylloxeridae
Product: gastric triacylglycerol lipase-like
Exons: 8
Coding region: 122-1270 (382 amino acids)
Biological process (GO): lipid metabolic process
Molecular function (GO): hydrolase activity, acting on ester bonds
Source: RefSeq, a predicted model, not a curated record